GUCAGACGUCAGGUUGAAGCUGAGGUCAAAGGUCAUCUGAGGAGCGUAGCUGGUGGACUUGAGCAGAGGUUGGUCGAGUCACAGAGUGAUCCCGAGAGAGAUCCGUUGAUCUUGUGGUUGAACGGAGGGCCCGGAUGCAGCUCCAUCGGAGGCCUUUUGACGGAGUUGGGACCGUUCCGGCCGAAUCGGGACGGCAAGACGCUGUUCGAGAAUGUGUACGCAUGGAAUAAGGUUCGUGGCCAAAUUCCGGAAUUUUUUCGCAUUCCGGUAGCGGUUUUCCGGAAUAAAUCCGUACUGGAAGAUGAGGGGGGGGCAGUAAUGGUUGACCUGAAUUGA
This is a messenger RNA of Anisakis simplex (herring worm), 336 nucleotides long. Lineage: Eukaryota; Metazoa; Nematoda; Chromadorea; Rhabditida; Anisakidae. The record is from the annotation of a GenBank genome assembly.